Molecule: messenger RNA, 2352 nt
Organism: Talaromyces marneffei
Lineage: Eukaryota; Fungi; Ascomycota; Eurotiomycetes; Eurotiales; Trichocomaceae
Exons: 3
Coding region: 1-2352 (783 amino acids)
Biological process (GO): regulation of DNA-templated transcription
Molecular function (GO): DNA-binding transcription factor activity, RNA polymerase II-specific; zinc ion binding
Source: RefSeq, a predicted model, not a curated record
AUGGAUGGUAAAACCAGACUACAAAAAGCAUGUGAUGCAUGCAACAUCCGCAAAGUCAAGUGUGACGAGGGUGGACCGCCGUGCCAGUCAUGCAUUGCUCUUGAUAUCCCGUGCACUUUUGACCGACCCAAGAAACGUCGUGGUCCACCAAACAAACAUGCAGAGGCACUCAAGAAACAAAAAGCCGAAUGCACAAUAGCAGCACCGGCUUCUUCUUCUUCUUCUCCUCCAGCGACAGUAGCUCCAUCUGUUCCGGCACUCUCGCCGACUCCAGCAAGCGCACCUCCCACUGCUCUCGCAUCUUUCGCUGCUCCUACGACUAUCACUGCAGGCGGGACCGGACCAUCAGAUACACCAAUAUCGAACCAGAAGAUAAUCCCGCUAUCUGGCGAAUCGAUAUGUCCGUUGCCGACACUUCAGCUAUUAGUGGAUGACUACUUUACUUUCAUCCACCCUCUCGUCCCUGUUCCACACGAACCAACCUUUCGCGAAGCAUUUGCGAGGCGAGAAGAUCUGACCAAUGGACGGUUUUUGGCAUUGCUAGCUUCUGUAGUGGGCUCUUUGGUAGCCUCUUUCCCGCGGCGGCCGAGAUUGCAUCUGAGGACAGAUUCUGCUGGGUCUUUAUACUCGAAUUCGAUGGCUUUAGCGAAACGGUGUCAUGACGUCGCAGUUCAAGCGCGAGGAUUGGGAUAUCUUGACACAAGCACUACCGUUGACGACGCGACUAUUAGUUAUCACUUGUCGCUUUGUUCAAGCUACAUCUAUAAUCCACAACGCAGUCGGUUGUACCUUGGCGAAUGCAUGACGAUAUUGCGCGUAUACACUUUAUAUAAGCCUUCAAGACAAGGUGCGACUGAUUCCGGUCAAAUAGCUGUUGGAUCACCGGUAUCUGAACCUCGGGGUCAGUUCGACGAUCUCAGUGAAACCACGGAGAAUCUUCUUGUGCAGGAACAAGGGAGGCGGUUAUUUUAUGUAUGUCUUGCUGGGUUGCAGACAUUACAUCAACUGGGCUCGGCGGAUGGGAGGACAUACAUACCCCCUGAAACUCCGACGAAUCGAUAUCCCCCUUUUCCUCUUGAGGUGGAUGAUGAGUAUAUCACUGCUAAUCAAGUCACGCCGCAACCUACCGGCGUCGUGUCUCAGAUCACGGGAUUCAAUGCCAAUGUACGCAUAUUCCAGUGCUAUAAUCCGCUCUUGGCGCUAGAAAUCGCUUUCCACGACAGCGAACUAGUAAGCUGGGAACGACAGAGACAGUUGAUAUGGGAGUCAUUACAAAAAGCGAAAAGUGUCACCGCAAAAUUACCUCCUGAACUUUCGCUAAACUACACACAGCAAUUCUCCGAGCUCUCCUCUCCAUCGGUUAUAGGAGGCUGGCCUCCAUCUUUUGGGGCGGGAACGACGAACCGUGACCAGGAUCGUCGAAGGAUACAGUAUGAGAUUCAAAAGGUCAACAUAUAUAUAAGUCAGCUGUCUACGAGAUCAUAUCUUGUUGAGAAAUACUGGACUCUGUUUGAGGGUCAUAUAAGGCUUCAAAGGGCAAAAGCUGGUGCAACCGAUACUACACCAACUCUUCCGCCCUCCAACGUUGCUAUGUCAGGUGAAUCAACAACAUCAACGCCAGAUGCGGAGCUCCAUGCGCAAACGGAUCGUAUUGGACAGACGAUGAGGCAGGAACGUGGGCUCGUAAUCAAGGAUCUUCUAUGUCUGCUGAAAAGCGUACAAGAGAUCCAUAUCGAGCCCAACGGCGCCAGUUUCUGCCAUAAAGUCCGCCAAAUAGCCUCCACACUGCUCAGCCUACCCCAAGAAACGAGCACAACCCUACCCAUAACCGUCGACCCCGUAACCGGCACACCAACGACCACAACCACAACCACAACAACACCGCCCACCGGACCACAACCCUUAUCCACCAGCGACGCCGAAAAAUAUCUGCGCACAUUCCUUAACAUCCUCGUUCGACUCGAAGGUGUCGGCGUCACCGGUGGGGAUCCACUACAAUCCAACACUGUCACGGAGAACCUGAACAUCAAACCCCACGAUUUGGACAUGAGCAUCAACCCCGCUACCACCACCACCACCACCACCAAUAUCAAUGCCACAAUCCUGGACACCAACAUGGAUGCCGGCGGUAAUCUGAGUAACGCCAUAACGGCGACAACCCUGAUCAACGACCCCUUGUUAGCUGCAGCGGCAUACCCGUCCCCGAACCACAAUGAAGCGUUCUUGCUACCGAUGAGUUAUACGGGUGAUGGAGUGAGUAGUCAAGAAGAAGAGGAGAUGAGACAAUGGGCGAAUUUGAAGGAGUUUCAGAAGACGUUUGUGGAGGACGGGGGGUUGUUGUAUCCUAUUUGA